AUGAACUCUACUAUAGCUCUAGAGGAAUCUUCAAAUGAAUUAUUCCCAAUUAUUUUGCUGACUAUAAAACUUGGUCUAAAUUCGAUUGGUCUAUUUUUGAAUUGUGUAUUAUUAUGGUUGAUUUUGGUGAAUUGUCGGAAUAUGUACAAAACUUUGAGCAUUCUUUUGAUCUACACAUUAUUUAAUGAUAUGACGAUUUCGAUUACGAUGUUAUUAGAAGUUAAGAGGUUAGUUAGUUCGACUAAAUGACAUUUUCAGGUUUUUUAAGCAAAUGAGUUGAAAUAUUGGGUUUUAAUUUUAUUCAUAUGAUAGAAUGGUCUAAGACGAACAGAAUGAUAUAAAUUUUGAUGACUUUACGUUAAUCAUAAGGGAUUUAGCGAGGUUUAGUCGAUAAGCCGCUAAAUCACUUAUGGCUAACGUAAAUUCAUCAAAAUUUAUAUCAUUCUGUUCGCCUUGGACCAUUCUAUCAUAUGAAUAACAUUAAAACCCAAUAUUUCAACUCAUUUGCUUAACAAGGGAACCUUUUUUACUCAACACUUCAAAUCAUGAUGAAAUUUGGUUUAUGGACAGCUUUUGGGGCCAUAAGAACACCCUAAAAAUUUAAGUCUCCCAAUGGACCUCUGAGCCAAGUUCUGGGCUCUCAAAAACUCAAAAAAGGCCUAAAAAUGGUCAUAAAAGUCAUCAUAGCUCCAUUUCAAAAUUUUUUUCGGUGGAAAUGAAGUUUCAGAUAUUGAUCAGCAUAGUCGAUUUACUAAAAAUACAUCAAUAAAAAACUUUAUUUCGAAAAAUUUUGAAGUUUUUUAUUUUUGGGCUGAAAAUUCAGGAAAAUUCAUAUGUACCCCUGCUCAUUCUUUUUUUCAAAAUCAGAAAUUUUUCUGAAAAUUCGAUUUAUUGAUGGUUUUUGGCUAAAUCGACCACGCUGAUCAUCAUAUGCUACUUAUUUUUUCAUAAAAUUGAUUGAGAAUUGAGUUAUGACGUGUUUUAUGAGCCAAUUUUGGCAAUUUUUGAACUUUUGAGAGCCCAGAACUUGGCUCAGAGGUCCAUUGGGAGACUAAAAUUUUUAGGGUGUUCUUAUGGCCCCAAAAGCUGUCCAUAAACCAAAUUUCAUCAUGAUUUGAAGUGUUGAGUAAAAAAGGUUUCCUUGUAAAAAACCUGAAAAUGUCAUUUAGUCGAUGUCCAACUAUAAUUAGAAUAGCGAAAAAACUCACAUAUUUUUCUUUAGACUAGUUAUCUGCCACGAGACAUAUGUUAUGGUAUAUUAUGGUCCAUGCAACCUAAUUUCUCCAUAUUUUUGUCACGCUUUGGAAGGAAUUCACAUUCACGCCCUACAAAAUUGGAUUUUGUCGCAGAUUUUAUUGAUUGCUUUUCGAACAUCUGUUUUGAGAUCGACUUCUUCGAAAAGAUUUUUGUCAAUUGAGCGAACUUUUGAGCUAUUGUUUGAUGGCGUAUUUACCGGGAUUAGUGACAGUGGUAAGUAGGAUUUUUUUGAACAAGGAACUAUGUAUAGUUCACGAUUCAAAAAUAGCUGGAAAUAAUAGUUAAUCUCUUAUUUUCUCAUAGAUCAUUUUUCUUUUGAAACGUGAACUAUAAACUCAGAAAACCAUUUCAUAAAAAUUCUAGAUCUGGUUCCUAGUCCAAUUCGAAGACAGUUCUCCCCUCGUAAAUUCUCUUCAAAAAUGCACAUCAGAAAUAUUCACUCAUUCAACAAUAUCUGGCUAUGAAUCAUAUCACAAAUCUCCAAUGCCAUAUGCAAUGGCUCUUCUAAUCCUUCCAAAUAUUCCCCAUUAUUUCCUAGCUUUUUGCUUCCGCCACAAACAAAAUCAUGACUUAAAGCGUCGAAGUUUAUCAACAAGCACUUUAAAAAUGCACUCAACACUUCGAAAAAUCUCAACUCUCAAAGCAUUCUUGCCACUUUUCCUAUUUUUCGAUGUUAUGAUUUAUACAUUAUGUCAACUUGAAUUAUUACCUCCGCAAAUGAGCCAAUAUUUUCUGGGAACUAUUUCGAGUUCUAUUAAUAUUCUCAAUCCACUGAUUGCUAUAAUGUGCUUUAGGCCGUAUAGAGGAACUGUGAAAGCGACAUGGCGAAAAUGGACUACGUAAGUUUUAGAGGAAGUUUUCUGGAGAAAAAUGCAUAUUUUUCAGAAAAUUAUCAAGAUCUCAACACAAAGUGAUAUUCAGUGAAGAAGAAGAGGUGGAAGCUGUCAGUUUAUAA
Caenorhabditis angaria is the source of this 2212-nucleotide messenger RNA. The record is from the annotation of a GenBank genome assembly. Lineage: Eukaryota; Metazoa; Nematoda; Chromadorea; Rhabditida; Rhabditidae.